AUGACUGUGAGGAGACUGUCGGGAGAAAUGUCUCAUCACAGUAAGGACGUAAGGGAGCAUAUUCCAUACGUCCUUCCACUGGCUCUGCACGGCUUCUCCGUGGACAAAAGCGGAGCACACUGCGAGGACGCGCUCCGACUCGGACUGCCCUUCCACAUAGACGCUGCAUACUUCGACCCCGCGCACGGCCAGCGGUCACCCUGCAGACGAUUAUCAUAUUUCCCCCUUCACGUCCCACUGGGUGUGUGUGAUUAUUCCUUCGAGCCUGCGUUUAUUCGGAAAAGGAACGAAAGGGAGCGACAUCGCGUGCGCUGCGUAAACGAAGGUUACGCCCGGCUCAGAGAGCAUCUCCCGCAGGAGUUGGAGGACAAACGGCUCAACAAAGUGGAGACACUGCGGGCGGCUAUCGAUCAUAUCAAACGGCUGCAGAGCCUGCUGGAUGUAAACGCGUCCGGGUCGGAGAUGCCACUCGGAGACGCGCGUAACCGUGCGCCGCUCAUACAGAGGAUAGACUGCAGUAGUGAUGGAGAAUCCAAAACUGGCCUCAAUGGCAGUGUGGGAAUAGUUUACUAG
This is a messenger RNA of Pseudoliparis swirei, 573 nucleotides long. Its product is annotated as achaete-scute homolog 4. The transcript is spliced from 2 exons. The record is from RefSeq and is a predicted model, not a curated record. NCBI's taxonomy places the organism in Eukaryota, Metazoa, Chordata, Actinopteri, Perciformes, Liparidae. Bases 1 to 573 code for a protein of 190 amino acids. Gene Ontology annotation, molecular function: protein dimerization activity; RNA polymerase II transcription regulatory region sequence-specific DNA binding; DNA-binding transcription factor activity, RNA polymerase II-specific. Gene Ontology annotation, biological process: regulation of transcription by RNA polymerase II; developmental process.